UGUACGCUGAGUCAGAGGAUCAAAGUACACGUUCGACCAUCCAUAUCACCAAUCACGCCACCACAGCCAAGUCAGCAUAAUUGGAGAAGCCGGACCACGCCAGACAGAAGUUGCAAGUUCAACAGAAUUAGGUUUUAAAUAAGGGCCGUAACCAAAUUAGCCAGUUCAGUUAUUAUUACGAUCCCAAAAGUGUAACAUUAGUGUUUAAGCGAAGAAAUAAAGUUUUUUUAUGACCUACCUUCCGUAAGUCUUAUUAUUGGCGCAGCCGUACGGAAACCGGCUGAAGUGAGUGUUAGUGACAAAAAGUGGUAGCUAAGAAAAACCAACUUAGCAAAGUGAUUCCGCCGAAAGAGGCGUCUAAGGCAAACAGACAGAGUGAUUUAAACGACGUCGCCGAAGAUUCGAGGAUCCCCCCGCUAACAUCACCUGGAGCACCAGCAGCGUUUGGCCGGGACUACGCACACGACUCAAAACAACUAUGCACUCACUGAUAAAAUUUUUUGUCUCCAUAACGCUUGUAAUGUUCACACAAUCAGAGCUAUUACAAAUACGCGAUUUAAUGAAUGAUCCGAUAUUAUUGUUAAAAAUAAACGAUUGUAAAUUACGAACAGGUUCUAUCAAGAUAAUACAUCCCAUUAAUAUUACAAAUCUCGAAAAUAAUGUCCACCUAUUUUCUAAACUGGCUAGACAGAUAGACAGAGAUAUUCCGAUAUCAAAUCUCAUACUCCAAAAAAGUAAAGAACUUGUCAACAACCUGUACCAGCUGAAGCCGAUGAAACCCAGAAGAACCAGACGAUGGGACACAUUAGGAGCCGCCUGGAAGUGGAUCGCCGGAUCUCCCGACGCCGACGACUUGAGGAUUAUCAAUACCACGCUGAACAAUCUAAUUACUCAAAACAACCAACAAACAAUAGUCAACAAUAUUAUCAACAACAGAAUCGACGAAAUUAUGACAACAGUUAACCGACUCGUCGAACAACAAUCAACAGAAAACAAGAUUCUACUUGAAGAAAUGGAUGCAGUAAUGCUUCUCCUCUACAUGGACACAACGAAUACCAUUUUAGAAGAUUUGGAAGAUACAAUCCUUAGAACCCGGAUAGAACUAGCAAACAGUAAGUUGCUCUCACUCAAAGAAAUUCUCACUAUAGAAACGCUACUCAACGAACAAGGAAUAGAAACACAAUUCCCUGAGGAAGCCCUCAAUUAUGCCCAACCCAAAAUAGCAACAAGAGGUGACCUCCUAUUAUACAUCCUGCAAGUUCCAAAAGUCAAAGGAAACUGCGAUGUUAUUCAAAUCAUCCCAUUAACUGUCCAAAACACAGUGAUUACAGAUCUCCCUCAAUACGUCAUUCGGAGCGGGAACGAUCUCUUCAAAACUACAAAUCCAAGCAGCAUAAUUCAACAAGAUACAUUCCUAGAACCAUUAAGAGACAACUGCUCGGCUCACAUUAUUUUAGGAAAGGAAAGCCACUGCACAGCAACGUUUGAUAACAGUACCAGAAUCACAUUGAUAGCAAUCAAUAAGAUAUUGGUCAAUAAUGCGAAGGGGUCGCUCAUGAAAUCAAAUUGCGGACCGCACAACCGUACACUUGACGGAAAUUUUUUAAUAUCUUUCAACAAUUGUAGCGUACAAAUCGAUAAACGGACCUUCACAUCAGAUGAAUUGGUUAGUAACACAAAGGAACUCCAGGGAGCUUUCCCAAGCUUAGCCAUCAAUUGGAACAUUUUACAACAACACGACAUCCCGAGCAUUCACAAUCAAACCAUACACAAUAGAAUGAGUCUGGAACACGUCGCGUUGAAACAAUUCGAGCACAAGAACCUGCUAUUUGCCGUAUUCGGAGGCCUAUCAACGUCAAUGAUCAUUCUAAUCGUCAUAACAGCGACUUGCGUUUUUAGGAAGCGAGUAGUCAUUAAGAUUGGAAAACGAGAAUCAUCCCAAAGAGAUUGAGUAGAAGUUCGAGGACGCCCUUCAUUCUACCCCCGGAGGAGUUAUGCAACAGACCUCCACGUGUACGCUGAGUCAGAGGAUCAAAGUACACGUUCGACCAUCCAUAUCACCAAUCACGCCACCACAGCCAAGUCAGCAUAAUUGGAGAAGCCGGACCACGCCAGACAGAAGUUGCAAGUUCAACAGAAUUAGGUUUUAAAUAAGGGCCGUAACCAAAUUGGCCAGUUCAGUUAUUAUUACGAUCCCAAAAGUGUAAC
Messenger RNA from Toxorhynchites rutilus septentrionalis, 2208 nucleotides. RefSeq lists its product as uncharacterized. The record is from RefSeq and is a predicted model, not a curated record. The transcript is spliced from 2 exons. Bases 479 to 1951 code for a protein of 490 amino acids. Lineage: Eukaryota; Metazoa; Arthropoda; Insecta; Diptera; Culicidae.